This is a messenger RNA of Lathyrus oleraceus (garden pea), 1408 nucleotides long. Its product is annotated as FKBP12-interacting protein of 37 kDa. Gene Ontology annotation, cellular component: nucleus. The record is from RefSeq and is a predicted model, not a curated record. The transcript has 14 exons. Gene Ontology annotation, biological process: regulation of alternative mRNA splicing, via spliceosome; mRNA modification. The coding region runs from base 251 to 1285 and encodes 344 amino acids. Lineage: Eukaryota; Viridiplantae; Streptophyta; Magnoliopsida; Fabales; Fabaceae.
ACAUUUUAUUUUGAUUUUCUCACAUCCUAGAGGUGUUCAGUGUCCACUUCACAAGUCUUCAUCCUUAUACGCGGCGUGUCUCCGGAGGGAGUAACGAGUAACGAGCAACGAGCAACAAAGGUUUAACGGUCACGUGCUUGGUUAAGGGCUGCUUCUCCACCCAAUUCCCCUUCCUUCGCCGGUAACCUAACCGUACUGCAACUCCGCGCUUCUUCCCGAUCUCUGCUGUAUCUAGGUUUUUUCGAACUUCAUGGCUUCCCCUGCUCGUUUCGACGAUGAUUUCGAUUUCGGAGGUGAAAUUGGCGGAAGACAAUCAGGUAAUAAGAGACCAUCGCCGGAUUUCGAUGAUGAAGAUUAUGACAACGAUCCUUUUGCACCGAAGAAGGCCAAAACUAAAGCUGAAGAAACUGCUUCUGGUGUAACAACAGGAAUGAUCUUGUCACUUCGAGAAAGCCUCCAGAUCUGUAAAGAUCAGCUUGCAACAUGCCAAAAUGAGCUCGAGGCUGCAAAGUCUGAGAUUCAGAGUUGGCACUCAUCAAUUCAAAAUGAGCCUGUUGUGCGUGCCGGGGCUACUCCAGAGCCAAAAAUGUUGAUUGAUUAUCUUCAUGCCCUGAAAUCAUCUGAAGAGUCAUUGAGAGAGCAGCUUGAAAAAGCGAAGAAAAAAGAAUCGGCGUUCAUUAAAACAUUUGCAAAACGGGAACAAGAGAUAGCAGAGUUGAAAUCUGCUGUUCGUGAUCUGAAAAUACAACUCAAGCCGCCAUCGAUGCAGGCAAGAAGGUUGUUACUAGAUCCAGCUGUUCAUGAAGAGUUCACACGAUUGAAGAACUUAGUGGAGGAAAAGGAAAAAAAAGUAAAGGAGUUGCAAGAUAACAUUUCUGCAAUAACUUUUACUUCCCAAAGUAAGAUGGGGAAGAUGCUGAUGGCUAAAUGUAGAACCCUGCAAGAAGAAAAUGAGGAGAUUGGAAAUCAAGCUUCUGAGGGAAAGAUACAUGAAUUAACAAUGAAGCUUGCAUUGCAGAAGUCCCAAAAUGCACAACUCAGAAUUCAAUUUGAAGGAUUGCAGAAGCAUAUGGAAGGACUGACAAAUGAUGUGGAGAGAUCAAAUGAAACGGUUCUUAUGUUUCAAGAGAAGCUAGAAGAGAAAGAUCAGGAGAUCCAAAGACUGAAAAAUGAACUCCAGCAAAAUAACUUAACAGAGGAUGGAAGAUCUGAUGAAACUUUAAAUAAGAGUGAGGGUGAUAAGAUGAUGACCGAGGAGGCUGCAAAUGAAUUAACUUCUGUUUAAUUUGUUUACCCAGGAAACGUUUUUUUUAUAAGUUUCUACCUGUGGUUGUAUAUUAUAUUGAUUGAUCUUGAUCUAAAUAUUUUUGAAAAGGAUUAUAUCGAUCUUGAUUUAUUCGAUUUGAUA